CACGUUUGUUUCACCGGGGUCGUAUUAAACAACGGAACUAGCAACAUCUUGGUUCUAUUUAGGCUUGCAUCGAUAACUUUCAAAUUCUAAAUGAAAUCAGCUAAAAUCUUAAGUAUUUGUUGAGUUAUAAUCAUUGCAUGUACGCUGAAAAGGAAACCGGAAACUAAUUUUCAAAAAUUGAAGACGCAGAGAUUGCCGUUUUAGCAGCUCGUUCAUGCGUUUUGUUGGCAGCUGCAACAGUGUGGGUUGACAGUGAGGAGAUUUAUCUGCAUCAACUGAUCAGCUGCUUAGCUAUCUAGCGAUAGCUUCAUCCAGGAGAGAGAGAUGGAGUUACAGGCGGUGUUGAUGGCGGCUGGAGGAGGGUCUCGAAUGAUGGACCUGACUUACAGCAUGCCUAAACCUCUACUUCCGGUCGGGAACAAGCCUCUCAUCUGGUAUCCCAUCAACUUGCUGGAAAAAGUGGGCUUUGAAGAGGUCAUCGUCAUCACGACCAAGGAGGUCCAGAAGCUUCUGAACCUGGACACGAAGAUGAAGCUGGACGUGGUGUGCAUCCAGGACGAGGCCGACAUGGGCACAGCCGACGCCCUCAGGCACAUCCAGCAGAAGAUCAAGACGGACGUCCUGGUGGUGAGCUGUGACCUCAUCACGGACGCGGCGCUGCACGAGGUGGUGGACCUGUUCCGCGCCCACGACGCCGCGCUGUCCAUGCUGAUGAGCAAGACCCACGAGUUCACCGAGACCGUCCCGGGACAGAAGGGGAAGAAGAAGGGAGGGGAGCAGCGGGAUUUCGUGGGGGUGGACAGCUCGGGAAAGAGGCUCCUCUUCAUGGCCAACGAGGCGGACCUGGACGAAGACCUCGUCAUCAGGAAGUCCAUCAUGCGCAAGCACCCCAGGAUGCGGAUCAGAACCGGGCUGCUGGACGCGCACCUGUACUGCCUAAAGAAGUCCGUGAUCCACUUCCUGGCAGAGAACAAGUCCAUCUCUUCCAUUCGUGGUGAACUGGUUCCUUAUUUGGUCCGCAAACAGUUCUCGAAAUCUGUCAGCUCACAAAAGAACAAGGAGGAUUUGGAUCAGAACCAGAAGAAGGACACAAACACAAACACGGAGAUCCACAUCUCCUCCCCGGACGAGGAGCAGCUGCAGCUGGCGCGGGAGCGGUCCUGCUGGAACGAUCACCGCGGUGACAUGUGCGAGGCCUACCACGGCGGCAGGCUGCGCUGCUACGUCCACAUCAUGGAGGAGGGCAUGUGCUACCGCGUCAACACGUUGGCGGCCUACAUCGAGGCCAACCGCAUGGCCCCCAAGCUGUCGGAGGAGCCCCCGGUCCACCCGUCCGCAGUCAUCUACGAACGCAGUCUGGUUGGCGCUGACAGCAUAAUUGGACCCUCCUGUCAGAUUUCGGACAAGACGUCGAUCAAGCACUCGACGAUAGGGGCGUCCACGGUGGUCAAGGAGAAGGUCAAAAUCGCCAACUCCAUAAUCAUGAGCGGAGUUACCAUAGAAGAAGGGUGCAGCAUCCAGGGCAGCGUGAUCUGCAGCAGCGCCGUGAUUGGCCGAGGCUCCGACCUCAAGUACUGCUUAGUGGGGAACGGCCAGCGCAUCGAGCCCGAGGCUGAAAGAACCAAUGAGGUCAUCGUUGGAAGUGACCAGCUGAUGGAGAUCUAGAUGCGCCCAGAAUGCACCUGAGCGACGCGGAAGCUUCCGGAGUGGAGUCUGAGCACCUGCCGGCCACAGUGAGGGCCCUGUAGUCAUGGACACUCAUCCCUGUCAGCCUCUCUAUUUUUUUUUUUUUUAUAUAUAUAAGGUGUCCAAAUAAAAGCAGAUUUA
This is a messenger RNA of Anguilla anguilla (European eel), 1827 nucleotides long. RefSeq names its product eukaryotic translation initiation factor 2B, subunit 3 gamma (gene eif2b3). Lineage: Eukaryota; Metazoa; Chordata; Actinopteri; Anguilliformes; Anguillidae. The transcript is spliced from 12 exons. Gene Ontology annotation, cellular component: eukaryotic translation initiation factor 2B complex; guanyl-nucleotide exchange factor complex. The record is from RefSeq and is a predicted model, not a curated record. Bases 325 to 1665 code for a protein of 446 amino acids. Gene Ontology annotation, molecular function: translation initiation factor activity; guanyl-nucleotide exchange factor activity. Gene Ontology annotation, biological process: cytoplasmic translational initiation; biosynthetic process.